Molecule: messenger RNA, 2754 nt
Organism: Endocarpon pusillum Z07020
Lineage: Eukaryota; Fungi; Ascomycota; Eurotiomycetes; Verrucariales; Verrucariaceae
Exons: 4
Coding region: 1-2754 (917 amino acids)
Biological process (GO): protein deubiquitination
Cellular component (GO): nucleus; cytosol
Molecular function (GO): cysteine-type deubiquitinase activity; cysteine-type endopeptidase activity
Source: RefSeq, a predicted model, not a curated record
AUGAACCACCAUCCACCGGGCAUGCCGCCAUAUGGGCAGAUGCCAAUGCCCCCGCCUCAGAGACGGCAUGAUAUGUCAUAUUCGCCCAUGCCGCCGAACAUGAGGCCGCCGCCAUCAUAUCAAGGAUAUUACCAUCCGCAUAUGGCAGGCCAGAUACCUCAGUAUGCUCCUCAGUACGCGCCCCAGUGGUAUCCAUAUCAGCACAUGCACCAUCAGCCUCCACCCCCACGAACAUAUCCUUCAUACCCCCAGCAUCAAGUGCAGCAGGUUCAUUCGCAUUCGCAUGCUCCUAUGAUGAUUCCACCCUAUGCGCCGCAUCAAACUCCUCAUACCCCUGCAAACGCGGCUCUUCUACUGCCUCAGCGAUCCUCUGCAUCACCUUCACAUGGCCAUUUCACACCGCAAACAAACGCCUUGUCAUCGACACCGCUUCAGUCUCCAUUUUCCCCUCCACCAUCCAGUACGCCAAGUACGGCAAAUGCUCAACCAGAAACACCUCCUUCAACCUCAUCUGCGGUGUCUCAAACUGCCAGCGAGAUUUCUAGUUCUCCAAGUGAUCCUUUCUUUCCACCCUUACCUUGGUCAUCUGUUGGUGAUUCGCCUUUUCCACACAAAGCAAGACGACAGAGGCGCCGUGUGAUGCGCUCCCAGCUUGGCACUGCGCCAGUUGAAUAUCCACUCAAAGCAACGACUGCAGCUGUCGAGUCAUCGCUGGAUAUUGAAGAAGUCCAACAGCUACCGGAAGAGCAGCUUCCGAGCACGGAACAAGGCCAACAACCCCAAAACGAGCAAGUUACAAGCAUACCCGCUCCCGCUCAAACACCAACCACUCAAAUGUCUGAGGCUCCUUCAGAGACCGGGUCAACUGACCCGACGACGCCCUCUCCAGUAGUCACUCCACAAGCCGUCAAAUCUCAGCCGACCUUCACUGCACAGCCACGAAGUCACAGACCUGUGGUUCCUGUCGUCCCUGCUGUUCCUAUACUACCCCUCAGUCCCAAGACAUCUCGCUAUCGUCACGAUUCUGUGAGCGUUGUAUCAUCAAUUUCUCAGACACCGCAGCUCGAAUCAAGUACUGAGCAAGCAAGGCGUUCAUCCACCACAUCUGUGCCGGCAACGUCGGAAGUAUCACCCGGAGCAUCGGUAGAAACAUCCAAGCCUGCUUCACCCCCUGCACCACCAAAGUCUUGGGCUGAUCUGGUACGGUCAAAUGCUCCGCCCAAGCCGGCAAGUACUGUGUCUGCAAGUUCGCAGAUUGCAAAUGGACUGGGUCCGGCUAAGAACGAAACCCUUUCAGACGUUCUCAACACGAUGGACGUGACAGCAACUCACGGUGCAGCGAAGAUUGCGUUCUUGCAACCACGUGGCCUCGUGUUGCAAAUACUGGUCUUUUGUAUUCCUUUUUACGAAUUUCUUGAGAGACUUGGGCAAAGAGCAGCUCAUAGUUUUAAAAGCGAUACUCCUUUGAUUGACGCAAUGAUAUUGUUUAUUCGAGAAUUCCCCAUCAUCGAUUCAGCCGAGUCCUUCGAGCAACUUCGACUUCGCCUGAAGCCAGAUGAGCUGGAACAAUAUGGCGAGCCAUUCAUUCCUGAAUACGUUUACCAAGUAAUUCGACAGCUUCCGCGUUUUCGCGACAUGCGACGUGGGCAUCAGCAAGACACACAAGAAUUUCUCGGAUUCCUGCUCGAGGAACUUCAUGAAGAAUGUGCACAAGCAAUGCGAAGUGACAGUUCUGUGAACUCUGGUAUAUCGACUCCAACAGAGAAGUCCUCCAGCAUUGCCGAGAGCACAGAUCAGGAUCCUGGCUGGAUGGAAGUCGGCCACAAACAAAAGCCCGCAGUUACACGAUCAUCAGGUGCGAUAGCAAAAGAAUCUCCUGUGACCAAAAUUUUCGGAGGCAAGCUUCGCUCAGAAUGGAAAGUACCGGGGAACAAGAACUCUGUGACACUCGAACCAUAUCAGCCACUGCAGCUCGAUAUUGGUUCUCCACACGUGAAUAAUAUCGUCGACGCACUUAAAGGGCUGACACGGCCUGAAAGCAUGCAAGGUGACUUCAAUUCGUCCCGAGGCAGCAGAGUCACAGCCACGAAGCAAGUUUUCAUUGAGACCCUACCUCCAGUGCUCAUCCUCCACCUGAAACGAUUUCAGUACGACCACACCACCAAGCGCACCGAGAAGAUUUGGAAGAAAGUCGGCUAUCCACUGGACCUAGUAAUGCCACGCGAAGUCUUCCCGCCCUCCGUGCGUAACAAAUUAACCGUGCAUGGCGGACUCCCCAAAUAUCAGCUCAUAGGAGUGAUUUACCAUCACGGCAAGAAUGCAAGCGGUGGUCACUACACUGUUGACGUGCGCCGCCAGGACGGUAAAGAAUGGAUCCGCCUCGAUGACACGCUUAUUCGUAGAGUGAGGAGCGAAGAUGUGGCCGAGGGUGGCAGUGAGGAAGAUCCGAAAGUUCUGGCUGCGGCCUUGGAACGGCAUAAUCAACGGUCUACCACUGAUCCGGUGGGGAAUAUGUUCGAACAGAUUGAGGAUGCAGAUGAGAAUAAAGAGGGGGAUGAUGGCGGAGAGAAUGCUUGGAGUCAGGUUAACGGCCAUUCAAGGAAUAGGUCUAGCAUGACGGCAGUAGCGGCGGCGGUGAAUGGAGGAGAGGCUACGCCAAUGUCCAAGUCUGGGAUACAUACCCCGAGGGAUCGAUAUGCGGUCAAGGAUAACAAGGUCGCUUAUCUGUUAUUCUAUCGGAGGGUUAUGUCGUGA